Papaver somniferum (opium poppy) is the source of this 2219-nucleotide messenger RNA. Its product is annotated as protein ZINC INDUCED FACILITATOR-LIKE 1-like. Lineage: Eukaryota; Viridiplantae; Streptophyta; Magnoliopsida; Ranunculales; Papaveraceae. The transcript has 20 exons. The record is from RefSeq and is a predicted model, not a curated record. Gene Ontology annotation, biological process: transmembrane transport. Gene Ontology annotation, molecular function: transmembrane transporter activity. Bases 470 to 1885 code for a protein of 471 amino acids.
AUUCUGCCCCACUGAGGACUUUUUGGGAUGAAUCGUUUGAAAUUGAGUUGACUCAAUCGCCGGAUUUCACAUGAAUGGAUUUUCUGAGAUUUCAUUAGAGUAUUUUCUGAAGAUGCAGAGCAGAGCAAACAAGUAAAAGGAAAAGACGAAGAGAAUGCUGAAAUUCAUAUUUUCAUUCAAAGAUGGAUUUUUGUUCAUCAGAGCAAAGAAAAAAAAGAGGUCUGGCGAUAGUUAUCAUCUCUGGUAGAUCUUUGGAAUCUGGAUAGUGGAUAGCAGUUCUUUUGGUGGAGAAAGUGCAGAGCCAGCUCUGUAAUUGAUAUGUACUGCUUCGUUUUCAUGGAAUAUAAUAACAACUUGCCAAUCACUCUCAAUGAUGAUAUGAGAUGCUUGUAAGCCUUGUAUUACUUCGGCAACUCCCUUGAUGGUCAUAGUUUUCAGGUACACAAGAUCUAGUUAAUAAUCACAAGCUAUGGUAGCAUCAGCAGAACCGUCUUCAGGUCUCUGUUGCAGAAUUGACAUUCGUAAAGAAACAAAUUUAGGAAUACCUUACAAGGACUUAUUUCUUGUAUGGAUUGUGGCAUUCACCACUUUUCUUCCAGUAUCAUCUCUGUUCCCCUACCUAUACUUUCUGGUGCGGGACUUCAAUAUCGCAAAAAGGCAGGAAGAUAUUGGAUACUAUGCAGGAUGUAUAGGAUGUGUUUACAUGAUUGGAAGAGCUUUAACAUCUGUGGUGUGGGGAAUCUUAGCGGACCGAUACGGUCGAAAACCUAUUAUAAUCCUGUGCUCUACUUCUGUGAUUAUAUUCAAUGCUCUAUUCGGUCUCAGUAGAAACUUUCUAAUGGCAGUUUCUAUGAGAUUUCUUCUGGGAUGUUUCAGUGGUAUAUUUGGACCAGUUCAGGCUUAUGCUGUCGAAGUUUGCCGAGAAGAAUAUCGGACUUUGGCACUUUCAGUAACGAGUUCGGCGUGGGCAAUAGGUUUGAUAGUUGGACCUGUUGUUGGAGGUUUACUUGCACAGUCUGCAGAGAAAUAUCCAAACUUAUUUACGAAGGAUUCUGUUUUUGGAAGAUUUCCAUAUUUCCUACCUAGCCUUUCUAUAUCAGUAUGUGCAACAGCAGCAACUAUAGCUUGUUGUUGGCUUCUGGAAACAUUGCACAAACAUAAUGAUACAGAAUCGUGCGAGACUGGUAUGAGUGGAAAGAUACAAAAGGAGGAGGAGACGGAGACAGGAUUGUCAAAUUCUAAGGAAAGUCUUUUUACAAAUUGGCCGUUAAUCUCAAGUAUCAUCGUAAUGUGUGUUUUCUCACUUCACAAUAUGGCCUACGUUGAGAUUUUCUCGUUAUGGGCUGUAAGUCCAAGAAAAUUUGGUGGAUUGAGCUAUACCACCAAGGAUGUUGGCCAAAUCCUUUCAGUCGCAGGCAUUGGCCUCUUUUCGUUUCAACUUGUACUUUAUCCGAAGCUCGAGAGGAUUCUUGGACCCCUCAAGUUAGCUCGCAUUGCAGCGGCUUUAUCUAUCAUGUUGCUGUCAACUUACCCAUUCAUAGCUACACUAUCUGGGUUUAGCCUUUAUAUUUUAAUAAAUACUGCUGCACUUUUGAAGAGCGUUUUCGCUAUGACUACUUUCACUGGGUUUGUCAUCCUACAGAACAAUACAGUGUCCCAACACCAAAGAGGAGCUGCAAAUGGAAUUACGUCGACUUUAUCAUCUAUUUUUCAAGCAUUUGGUCCAGCUGGUGGUGGUGCUCUCUUCUCAAUGGCGCAAAAGCGUAUAAAUGCUUCGUUCCUGCCAGGAACCGAUUUGGUUUUCUUCAUCCUAAAUAUAAUCUUGGUGAUUGGAUUAGCCAUGUCUUUCAAGCCAUUUCUUGCACUUCCUCAACGAUGUGGAUGAACAUAUCGAUAUCAGCUUCAACAAUAAAACAACAUCCUGGAUGAAAAAGUUUACCUGAGUAUUGACAUCAGUUGAUUAAUGGAUAUUUUUUAGGCAUUUUCCUCCUUUCCAGUUUUAGGACUUGAUAUUUCCCUUGGCAUUGUUAAUAUAAAGUUUACCAAAUUCUGUUAGUUAUAUUUUGAUUUUGGGUAAUCUGUUGAUGUACGAUGCUUAUGGUCAGGUGUAGAUAGCACCAGUAGUUUGACACCUCUCCACAGGCGUCUUUAUUCACGCAGACCCUGUAAGGUCUACUUUCAGAUGUCUUCUCCGUGCAACUGAUCUGUAUGGAUUUGAA